This is a messenger RNA of Trichoderma atroviride IMI 206040, 594 nucleotides long. NCBI's taxonomy places the organism in Eukaryota, Fungi, Ascomycota, Sordariomycetes, Hypocreales, Hypocreaceae. The record is from RefSeq and is a predicted model, not a curated record.
AUGGAUGCGGCACGGGUGAUUUUCACGGCUUGGGCUUGUUCCGAGCCAUUGCCCAUCUUUGUUUCGCCUUUGCCAUAUGUUUCAGCGUGCCUCAUCUUGAAAGGCCGCAUUGUUCUGUUCUUGACGGCAUAUCAACACUUCAUGCCGGCACUACGGGGAGAAGGGUCCAUUGCUUGGAACGGCAAAAAGGGCUCAAUGCUUCGGCUGCUCAAUGCCUAUGGCCGACCCGCUACCGCGACCAUGGAUGGCCAAUUGGGCAUUCCGCAACCCAAGCCCAUGGAGCUUCUGGAAGGUUUCAUGGUCCACAAUUCGACCUUCCAUAGCCAAUCUUCCCAGGUCUUCGUCCUCACGAUGGCAGGUCCUACAAGGGCACAGCAACCGAAGGUCCCGGGUGGUGCUGGCAGCUCGUACGGCGAUAUGCCCACGGAAGUUUUCUGCGGAAGGCAGCGAAAUACCUACUCGUCCAACAAUUCCGAUUUAGCGAUUCCGCGGCAGUCAAAGUGGCGCCAGAUAGAACAGCCGCUAUCGGUCGACUUUGCGCUUUGCUAUACUGGUGACUAUCUAGGCCUACCAUUUAGUGUUGCGCGGAUGUGA